Molecule: messenger RNA, 1251 nt
Organism: Closterium sp. Naga37s-1
Lineage: Eukaryota; Viridiplantae; Streptophyta; Zygnematophyceae; Desmidiales; Closteriaceae
Source: the annotation of a GenBank genome assembly
AUGCAUUUCGGAAACGCACUCUCUCAAGCUCAGAUCCCUCAACUCAUAAGGAUCUCGGCCGGCCACAUAUCGACAUGCCGUGCUGGUCCCUGCAACACUCUGCAGUCCCCCGGCCCACAGCAGCGCAGACCUGACGUGCGCUGCCGCCAUCAUUUUCUGCCAGCAUGGUCUGCCCCCUCCCGCAUCAAUGCUCCGCGGCAUCCUGCUGGGCAGCAGGGGAGGCUGAAGGCAGUUUCGGGAGGAGGCUGCCUCACAGCUCCGCCAGCAAGCCUCAGGGCAGAUUCACUCGAAGAUCUGCUGGAUGCGAGAAGGGAAGGGGAUGGGGGGAAGCAGGGAAGGGGAUGGGGGGAAGCAGGGAGCGGGAUGGGGGGAAGCAGGGAGCGGGAUGGGGGGAAGCAGGGAGCGGGAUGGGGGGAAGCAGGGAGCGGGAUGGGGGGAAGCAGGGAAGGGGAUGGGGGGAAGCAGGGAAGGGGAUGGGGGGAAGCAGGGAAGGGGAUGGGGAGAAGCAGGGAAGGGGAUGGGGGGAAGCAGGGAAGGGGAUGGGGAGAAGCAGGGAGCGGGAUGGGGGGAAGCAGGGAAGGGGAUGGGGGGAAGCAGGGAAGGGGAUGGGGAGAAGCAGGGGAUGGGGGGAAGCAGGGAAGGGGAUGGGGAGAAGCAGGGAAGGGGAUGGGGGGAAGCAGGGAUGGGGGGAAGCAGGGAUGGGGAUGGGGGGAAGCAGGGAAGGGGAUGGGGAGAAGCAGGGAAGGGGAUGGGGGGAAGCAGGGAUGGGGAUGGGGGGAAAGCAGGGAAGGGGAUGGGGGGAAGCAGCGAAAAAGGGAGGGAGAGAGGGAAGAGAGAGAGAAAGGCAAGAGAGAGAGAAAGGGAAGAGAGGGAGAGGGAGAGAGGGACAGAGGAAUGAAGGUCGAGAGCAAGGUAGGGAGGGACGGAGGGAGAGGAAGAGAGGGGAGAAGGAGGGAUGGAGGGAGGAAGCUUGGGCGAAAUGAAGAGGCGGGGGCGACGAGAAGAAGCGCGCGCGGGCGACGAGGAGAAGCGCGCACGGGCGAGGAAGAGAAGCGCGCGCGGGCGACGAGAAAAAGCGCGCGCGGGCGACGAGGAAAAGCGCGCGCGGGCGACGAGCAGAAGCGCGCGAGGGCGACGGUUCAGGGUGCGCGCGCGGGCGACGAGGAGAAGCGCGGGACGGUGGGAAGCGCGGGACGGUGGGAAUCGCGGGCGACGAAGGAAAGCGAGAGAGACGAGUGGGAGAUAUCGUGA